AUGGCAAGCGCUAACACGUCAGAAAGAGAAACAACACCGUCUCCAAAAAAUGACCAGCAAACUGACAAGGGCACGGCUACAACAUUCUCGGACUCGGAGCUGCUGCGCAAGGUGCAGUUUCCGGUGCCAAAGGGCUCGCGCGAGGCCGUCAAGACUGCGCCCCCUGGAAGCGGCCUCGCUGAGGAACUGCGCACCACCAUAUGCUGGAAUGACAUAUCUUGCACAGUGCCCAUCGUCAGAGGCAUAUUUGAGAAGACAGUGGACUCAAUGACCAAGCCCAUGCGGAGGAAGACGGCUGUGCGCUGCAUGAGCGGCUGCGCAGGACCGGGUGACCUGGUUGCCAUCCUGGGUCCACCAAACAGCGGAAAGUCCACGCUGCUGAACAUACUGUCGGGAUACUGCAGAGAGGGCUACAGCGGUGAAGUCCUCAUCAACGGCACCGUCGUGGGUGUGGACGAGCUGAGUGAGCGCAGUUGCUGCGUCCCGCAGAGGGACUUGCACCUCGACUGCUUCUCGGUCAAGGAAACGCUGUGGAUCGCCGCCGAGCUGAAGUUUCCCACGUCUGGAGAGCGCAAAGACAAGUUCCGAGCUGUCGUGAACGCCAUGGAACGUUGGGGCCUCAUGGAUGUGCGGCGCAUACCGGUGUCUAUGGUUAGCAAGACGCACCGGCGCCUGCUUACCUGCGCCGAGCAGCUCAUUCGACCACAGCCGCUCAUAUUCGUCGACGAUCCCACGAGGAACGUGGACGCGACACAGGCGCACAUCUGCCUACGGACGCUCAAGUAUCUGGCGUACAAGGGUCACACGGUCAUAGUCGUCAUAUCGAACCCUACAUCCGUCAUGCUCAAGUACAUUACCAAGGUGUACGUUCUGGCCGAAGGCAGGCUCAUCUACAGCGGCUUGCCGGCUGACAUGCGGAAUCAUCUGGGUGCGCACGGGUUCAUCUGCCCGCUGGAGGUGUCCAUCACUGAAUACCUGCUUCAGGUGGCCGCUAAGAUGUACGGGGGACUGCGCGCACUUGCCGAGACGGAGACGAUAAAGGCGAAGGAGAUGAAGCAGUCCGGGCCUUGUUCAGCGAAUGGCAUCCCAGAGAGUGGCCAGCUACAGAGUGUGACGGUGGAACGAAAAGGUUCCAAGGCGGGAGAGAGCGUAGAUGCCAACGAAGAAGGCGGCAAGGCACCCGACCGGCGACGCAACAGCCUAGGCAACAUAUUCGAGAGUCGAGAAACCGUUGACAACAAGGACCUCUUCUCUCUUCUUUUCAACAGGUUCAUCUUCUACACUUUCCGCAGUUCAGUGUACAUGUCAUACAGACAGUUCAUCAAUAUCUCGUUCAUCGUCAUCUUCGCGAACGUGUUCAACUCUGUGGGUGUCGAGCACAACUUCACCAACAUGAACGUCGCUUUCGUCUUCCUCUACAUGUCAGGCAUGUCUGCAUUCUCGCUCUUGAGCUCCACACUAAAAAUACUCGCUAUUUGA
This is a messenger RNA of Rhipicephalus microplus (southern cattle tick), 1479 nucleotides long. RefSeq names its product ATP-binding cassette subfamily G member 4. Lineage: Eukaryota; Metazoa; Arthropoda; Arachnida; Ixodida; Ixodidae. The record is from RefSeq and is a predicted model, not a curated record. Gene Ontology annotation, cellular component: plasma membrane. Gene Ontology annotation, molecular function: ATP binding; ATP hydrolysis activity; ABC-type transporter activity. Gene Ontology annotation, biological process: transmembrane transport.